GCUUGACCAUUUUAUCAGCAUCGGAGGAAAUGGGCCACUGAUGAAAUAGGCACUGCCUUGGCAUCUAAAUCAUUUUUGUAAGAUAAACACUACCAUCAAAGCAUCCAAAAGCGUUUUCUAUUGUCUCAUGUAAUUUUAAACAUCAAAACUAAAGUCUUAAAAUGCCGAGCAACAAGAUGGACAAAUCUGACAAGCCGGAGGUCAUGGACAACGUCAAAGUGGUUGUGCGAUGUCGCCCGCUGAACCAGAAGGAGAGGAGUAUGGGCCACAAGCAGGCCGUCAGUGUGGAUGAGAACCGAGGAACCAUAACCGUCAACAAAUUAGAGACUACCCACGAACCCCCCAAGACCUUCACGUUUGACACCGUGUUCGGACCAGACAGCAAACAGCUGGACGUUUACAAUCUGACAGCCCGCCCCAUCAUAGACUCAGUAUUGGAGGGUUACAAUGGGACUAUCUUUGCGUACGGACAGACAGGGACAGGAAAGACGUUCACCAUGGAGGGAGUGAGGGCAGUGCCAGAGCUCAGAGGAAUAAUCCCCAACUCCUUUGCUCAUGUGUUCGGGCACAUCGCCAAAGCAGAGGGGGACACCCGGUUCUUAGUUCGCGUGUCUUAUCUGGAGAUUUACAAUGAAGAAGUGAGGGACCUGCUGGGGAAGGACCAGAUGCAGAGGCUGGAGGUGAAGGAGAGGCCAGAUGUCGGUGUUUACAUCAAGGACCUGUCUGGUUAUGUGGUGAACAACGCUGAUGACAUGGACAGGAUUAUGACAAUGGGGCACAAGAACCGCUCGGUUGGCUCCACCAACAUGAAUGAACACAGCUCUCGCUCUCAUGCCAUCUUCACCAUCACCAUCGAGUGCAGUGAGAAGGGUGUGGAUGGAGACCAGCACGUACGCAUGGGAAAACUCCACUUAGUGGAUCUGGCGGGUUCUGAGCGUCAGGGGAAGACGGGAGCGACUGGCCAGCGGCUGAAAGAGGCCACUAAGAUCAACCUAUCUCUGUCCACGCUGGGUAACGUCAUCUCAGCCCUGGUGGACGGGAAGAGCACCCACGUCCCCUACAGGAACUCUAAACUCACCCGCCUGCUGCAGGACUCACUGGGGGGAAACUCCAAGACCAUGAUGUGUGCGAACAUCGGCCCAGCGGACUAUAACUACGACGAGACCAUCAGCACGCUGCGUUACGCCAACCGGGCCAAGAACAUCAAGAACAAAGCCCGGAUCAAUGAAGACCCCAAGGAUGCCCUGCUACGGCAGUUCCAGAAGGAGAUCGAAGACCUUAAGAAGAAACUCCAAGAAGGGGAAGAGAUCUCCGGGUCGGAGGGCAGUGGAUCAGAAGAGAUGGAUGAAGGAGAUGACGAGGGAAGAGAAGGAGGAGAGGGACGAAGGAAACGGAGAGGCAGUGGCAGCAGCAUCAGUAGCUCAGACUCCUCUAUAGAGGCACAGACCACUGAGGAGAAACCCAAGGCUCAGACUAGGAAGAAGAAGAAGGUUUCUCCUGACAAGAUGGUGGAGAUGCAGGCGAAAAUCGAGGAGGAGAGGAAGGAGCUAGAAGCCAAGCUGGACAUGGAGGAGGAGGAGAGGAACAAGGCCAGGGCAGAACUGGAGAAGAGAGAGAAGGAUCUGCUCAAAGCGCAGCAGGAGCAUCACCUGCUGCUGGAGAAGCUGUCAGCCCUGGAGAAGAAGGUGAUCGUAGGAGGAGUGGACCUCCUGGCCAAGGCUGAGGAGCAGGAGAAACUACUGCAGGAGUCUAACAAUGAGUUAGAGGAGAGACGCAGGAGGGCUGAGCAGCUCCGCAGAGAGCUAGAGGAGAAGGAGGCGGAGCGUCUGGACAUUGAGGAGAAGUACACCAGUCUGCAGGAGGAGGCUCAGGGGAAGACCAAGAAGCUGAAGAAAGUCUGGACCAUGCUGAUGGCUGCCAAGUCAGAGAUGGCCGACCUGCAGCAGGAGCAUCACCGGGAGAUCGAGGGCCUGCUGGAGAAUAUCCGCCACCUCAGCAGAGAGCUACGACUGCAGAUGCUCAUCAUAGACAACUUCAUCCCACAGGAAUACCAGGAGAUGAUCGAGAACUACGUACAGUGGAAUGAGGACAUUGGGGAAUGGCAGCUGAAGUGUGUAGCGUACACUGGUAACAACAUGAGAAAACAGACCCCCGUGCCGGACAAGAAAGACAAAGAUCCGUUUGAGGUGGACCUGUCUCAUGUGUACUUGGCCUACACAGAGGAGAGUAUGAGACAGUCACUGAUGAAGCUGGAGAGGCCCAGGUCCUCCAAGAGUAGUAGACCCAAGACUGGACGAAGGAAAAGAUCAACGAAGCCCGAGGCUGUGAUGGAAUCCCUGCUGCAGUGAGAGAGACAGGGAGAGAGCCAAUCAGGGCUGGAGCCCCAUGUACUGCAAUGUAUCUACACUACUAUACCUUAGAGUCAACAACGGCAGUCAGUCAAUAGUCCAGCCUGAAGAUCUUUAUUGUUGAACGUCGUCAUUUCAAAAUAUGUUAUCUUAAUACACUGUAUAGUAAGGUUCUACAUGUGAAUGGAGAGGAGACGUUGGGUUAUUGGUCGGUGAGGGAAGGAGGGAGCAGCCACUGUACUGUAGGAUUUGGGCCUUGUCCUUUUAACUGGGGGUUAAUGGCCAAGUCGAAGGGACCUUGUGUUGUAAUAAACGGAGACUUGUUGAGGAUAAUCAGCUUAACGUUGAGUCUUAAUGUAGCCAUCGAGCACAGUUCAGGUGGCAACACACUGAUUUCAUCCCAAAUGGCACCCUAUUCCCUUUUUAGGGCACUACUUUUGACCAUGGCUCAUACGGUGUCCCAUGGGGCUCUGGUCAAAAGUAGUGCACUUUAAAAGGGAAUAGGGUGCCAUUUGGGACACAGAGAGAUGAGUCUAUGAUGAGCACAAGCCAUGGUUUGUGACCAUGUAAUCAUCUGCCAAGACAACGACGACAACAACAGUCUUGUGUUAUUUGAGAUGAAGACGCCACCACUUCUAAUGGCAGGACAUCAUUAGGAUACAUCUGAUACCCUUCAACAUAGUCAAAAUCAAAAACAGUUCUAGAAAUGAUUCAUAUCUAUACUACAGGUUCACUUAUUUCAAGGAUCACACUUAUGGAAGUCUAAAAUGUACUUUAAACUUAGUUUCCUCCUUUAUGUCUGAAUGAUAGGACGUGCAUGACAUACCGCUUCUAUAGACGGGCUGGUUGUUGAGCAACAAUACCGACGAGUGAGCAACUAUAGGGUUAACUAUAUUUAGUCUCCAAAUGUUCUUUGAAAACAUAAAUACAUUUGCACAAUGAGCGCUUGUCUCUAAAAUACAUCAUUAACAGUUGUUGGUUAGCUAGCAAAUUUCAGCCAUAUUAGCAUAGAUGUGACAUCAGUCAAAACAAGACAUGUUGUUAAUAAGAAGAUGCAACGAGCUGAAACCAGCCUCCUACGAUUCCCCACAUGGCAGCUUCUUGUCAUUGUUGCUAGCUAUCUGACCGUUCAGAAUCAUUACGCCACACGAACUUCUGCCUUAUCGACGUGCGUGUCGUUUUCGUGACGUUGUCAGCUAACCCGUCUAUAUAGUAGUACCAUUCACCCAUUAAACACUAACUCAUUUAUUACGCUUUUAUUUCUUCAUUCUCAUGUCAUCGUUUAUGGUGCAUUUUAGUGGAAGUAAAGUGUCUUUAUUUUGUAUUAUACUGUAUGUCAAAUGUUUACAUCUACUGAGCCCCCCUGUAUCUCUUAAUAAUUUAUUAAAUUAUUGGACAUGUUUAAUCUCA
Molecule: messenger RNA, 3758 nt
Organism: Salvelinus namaycush (lake trout)
Lineage: Eukaryota; Metazoa; Chordata; Actinopteri; Salmoniformes; Salmonidae
Gene: kif3a
Product: kinesin family member 3A
Exons: 18
Coding region: 162-2348 (728 amino acids)
Biological process (GO): microtubule-based movement
Molecular function (GO): ATP binding; microtubule motor activity; microtubule binding
Source: RefSeq, a predicted model, not a curated record